GCGCGCGCGCAGGGAGCGCGCGGCCCCGAGCGAGGGAAGGAGGGGCCGGUGACAGUGCGGAGCCACUGACUGCCAGCGUCCGCGCCCGGGGAGCGGCCGGACGGAAGAGAAGGUUUGCCAGACGCCGGUCGGCUGCCCGACCCUUCGGACUCAACCCCGAGCCGAGCAGCCGCGGCUUCUGGUCGGUUGGGGAGGCUCCGCCGCCACCUCGGGAAGAUGUUUAACGUGGAGUCCGUGGAGCGGGUGGAGCUGUGCGAGAGCCUGCUCACUUGGAUCCAGACCUUUAAUGUGGAUACACCAUGCCAGACUGUGGAAGAUUUAACGAAUGGUGUUGUGAUGUCCCAGGUUCUUCAAAAGAUAGAUCCUGUGUAUUUCGAUGAUAAUUGGCUAAACAGAAUCAAAACUGAAGUGGGAGACAAUUGGAGGUUAAAGAUUAGCAAUUUAAAGAAAAUUUUAAAAGGCAUCUUGGAUUACAAUCAUGAGAUUCUAGGACAGCAGAUUAAUGAUUUUACCCUUCCUGAUGUGAACCUGAUCGGGGAGCAUUCUGAUGCAGCAGAGCUUGGAAGGAUGCUCCAGCUCAUUCUAGGCUGCGCUGUGAACUGUGAACAGAAGCAAGAGUACAUUCAAGCCAUUAUGAUGAUGGAGGAAUCUGUUCAGCAUGUCGUCAUGACAGCCAUUCAAGAGCUAAUGAGUAAAGAGUCUCCUGUCUCUGCUGGAAAUGAUGCCUAUGUUGAUCUUGAUCGCCAGUUGAAGAAAACUACAGAGGAAUUAAAUGAAGCUUUGUCAGCAAAGGAAGAAAUUGCUCAAAGAUGCCAUGAAUUAGAUAUGCAGGUUGCAGCUCUGCAAGAAGAGAAAAGUAGUUUGUUGGCAGAAAAUCAGAUAUUAAUGGAACGACUCAAUCAGUCUGAUUCUAUAGAAGAUCCCAACAGUCCAGCAGGAAGAAGACAUUUGCAACUUCAGACUCAGUUAGAGCAGCUGCAAGAAGAAACAUUCAGACUAGAAGCAGCCAAAGAUGAUUAUCGAAUACGCUGUGAGGAGUUAGAAAAGGAAAUCUCCGAGCUUCGGCAACAGAAUGAUGAACUAACCACUUUAGCAGAUGAAGCUCAGUCUCUAAAGGAUGAAAUAGAUGUUCUCAGACACUCUUCUGAUAAAGUAUCUAAACUAGAAGGUCAAGUUGAGUCUUAUAAAAAGAAGCUGGAAGACCUUGGGGAUUUGAGGCGGCAGGUUAAGCUCUUGGAAGAAAAGAAUACUAUGUACAUGCAGAACACUGUCAGUCUGGAGGAAGAAUUAAGAAAGGCUAAUGCGGCCCGAGGUCAGCUUGAAACAUACAAGAGACAGGUUGUAGAGCUGCAAAAUAGAUUAUCUGAAGAAUCAAAGAAAGCAGAUAAAUUAGAUUUUGAAUAUAAGCGACUAAAAGAAAAAGUUGAUGGUCUUCAGAAAGAAAAGGAUAGGUUGCGAACAGAAAGAGACUCUCUGAAGGAAACCAUUGAAGAGCUUCGUUGUGUGCAGGCUCAGGAGGGGCAGCUCACCACUCAAGGGUUAAUGCCUCUGGGGAGCCAGGAGUCUUCAGACAGCCUCGCAGCGGAGAUUGUUACACCCGAGAUCAGGGAGAAACUUAUUCGUCUUCAGCAUGAGAAUAAGAUGUUAAAAAUCAAUCAGGAAGGGUCAGACAAUGAGAAAAUUGCCUUAUUGCAGAGCCUUCUGGAUGAUGCAAACCUGCGCAAGAAUGAGCUGGAGACAGAGAACAGGCUUGUGAAUCAGAGACUUCUAGAAGUACAGUCACAAGUAGAAGAACUGCAGAAGUCUUUGCAAGAUCAAGGCUCAAAAGCAGAAGAUUCAGUUCUUCUAAAAAAGAAGCUUGAAGAACAUCUAGAGAAGCUGCAUGAAGCCAACAAUGAAUUACAGAAAAAGAGAGCCAUUAUUGAAGAUCUUGAGCCAAGAUUUAACAACAGCUCCUUAAGAAUUGAAGAACUGCAAGAAGCUUUACGGAAGAAAGAAGAAGAAAUGAAACAAAUGGAAGAACGCUAUAAAAAAUAUUUAGAGAAAGCCAAAAGUGUUAUCCGUACAUUAGACCCUAAACAGAAUCAAGGAGCAGCACCAGAAAUACAAGCUCUUAAAAACCAACUACAAGAACGGGAUCGGCUGUUUCACUCAUUAGAGAAAGAAUAUGAGAAAACAAAGAGUCAAAGAGACAUGGAGGAGAAAUACAUUGUUAGUGCCUGGUACAAUAUGGGAAUGACUCUACAUAAAAAGGCGGCUGAAGACAGACUGGCUAGCACAGGUUCAGGGCAGUCAUUUCUAGCUAGGCAAAGACAAGCAACCAGCACAAGAAGAUCCUACCCAGGCCAUGUCCAGCCAGCCACAGCAAGGUAGAGAGGUCUUACCAUGAGGAAUUUUUAAAAAGCAUACUUCUGUUACAUAUAACAACAUUUCAGGAAAUUCAGCCAGCUUAUUUUAUUUCUCUCCUGUGUUAAUAUUUAGUGUUUCUCGUGUGAGGAUUUUUCUCUCUCUUAUAUCGUUUAGUUUCUUUGGCCCUUACUUUAUGGUCUUUUCAGUUCCUUUUAAUGUGCCAAAAAUUUGUAAAUGUACAAUUAAAAGUGUUGUAUAAUAGUGUAAUACUUUUCUUUGUAUGAAAAUGUCUUCUUCCCCAUUUGUGUGGGCUUUGUAAAGAAUCAGAUUUUCUGCCAAUAAUUGAUACACAAUUUAUAUUCUUUAUCGUGCCUACUGUGUUACCAUACUUUAUAAGAAUGUCUUUGUUUAAAGGGAAUUAAUCUUUUUAUGGUGUAUUAAUCUGUGUUUCGAUUGUUUUCCAAAUGCACUUCAGAUAACUUAAACAUUUACUGUACUAUAUGAAGUGGUGUCAAGUGCACUUUUUGCAAAGACAAACUACAUCGGCAGAGGUGCUGGUUAGAGAGAUCUGUGGCACCUGGCAGGAUCACUAAGAGGGGAGAAAUUAGACUUCUUCUAAGAUUUGGAGUUUGUUUUAAAAACAUAAGUAUAUAAAAUUUCAUUAUUUCCUGCUCACUUGUUUGCUGGCAGAAUGAAAUGGUGCAGAUAUUUGGGUAGAAAAUACAAAGGAUAAAAUUUGGCUGGAUUUUUUCUUCUUCCUUUGGAAUAUCAUGAGUAGCUAAGAAUCAGAUUCUAACCAUGCACUUUUAAUUGCUCUCCACAUGUAAAAUAUUUAUUUUUCAUAUAGGUAGCCUUAUUUUGGGGGCAGUUCUUUGACUUACGCCUCAAAUGUUUUAUAGAUUCUGUGAGCUUUUCCUUUUCUCAGUUAAUCUUGAUAGCUAACGUCUUACUAUCACUCGUUAAGAUCAGUACGUGACUUUCUGUAUGUAAUAUUGAUAGGACCCCUUACAGUUUCUCUCUACUCUCCCUACAAGUCCAAGAACUGGUAACAGGAGAGAUUUUUCUUGGGUAUUUGGUUGUUCAAAGUGCUUACAUUGUAUGCCACAUUUAUUUACAUAGAUGAAUGCCUGUUAAGCAAUCAUAUGAAGCACCUUGUCUAAGGAAUUAUAUAAUUUUAAACUAUCAUUUAUUUGAAAAUGAUCUACCUUUUGUUUUUUUUAUAUUGAUUUGUGUAUUUUAUCCCAAGUUAUUUAAGGUUUCCUCCAGCCUUUUUCUUGUUCCAUACCACAUUUUUUAAAAGAAAAAAGAAAUCUGAAAUUGGAUCACAGGGUUAUUUUGUUUCUUUUUAGGUAAAUCAUGUAAGUGGAAGAUGUUAUAUCAUGUACUUGCUGUUUGGAAGUUCUGUUUUCAUUUAGUUGUGUAUAAAAGACAAAUAACUUUAACUCAAGUUUAAUGUGAUUAAGAAUUUUCAGAAACUAUAUUCAAGUGCUCCAUUUUAACUGCCUACUCUUUUAUAAGAAAGUUGACCUAGAAAUUUGUCCUGCAUGUUUUGUUUUGUUUUGUUUUUUUUAAACAGAGUCUUUAUGUAACCCAGGCACCUUGAACAUAUGAUGCUCUUGGAUUAUAGGCAUGAACCAACAUUCUCAGCUCUUAGUAUUUUUUUUUCUUGAAAAAAGGUAUCACAACAUAGAGAAAUAACACAGUGCAACAAGCAGCACUUCUUUAAAAAAACAUUCACAGCAAAUGUUUAAGUAUACUCUGAGGGCGUCUGCCUAGGAAGACUAGAAAGCAGCAAGAACUAGCAAUAGUGGAGAGAACUGUGUUAGGACACCACCACACCUGCGUCAAAUCCUUUGACUUAAAACCAUCCUGCCUCUGCCUUCCAAGAGGCUGAGAUUAUGGUAUGUGCCACCACACCCACAUGAUAUAUCAAGUUUGAAAAUAAAAGAUUAAAGAUUGGAGCCAGCAAAAUGGCUCAGCUGGAAGAGUAUUUGCUGCCAAGCCUGAGGACCUGAGCUCAAUUCCUGGGGCCCAGAUGAUGAGGGAACAAGCUACUCCCAGGGGCUGUCCUCUGUUCUCCUUAUCGACACAGUUGUAGGUGCACACACAAGUAAAUAUGUUUUAAAAGAUUAAAAGUAGCUUAAAAUAGUUCUCACUUCAUCCUUAGUUCACAUAAUACCUAAGAUUCAACCACUUUUUAAAUCAAAUUGGUUUAUGACCCCUACUCUUAACAAAAUUAUUGGUUGUUGAGAAAUUAUACCUGUGGAAUAAAGUAAAUGAAAACAAGAGAUUCUUGAAGCUACUCAUCAGCCAGAUUUUACCUGUGGGGUAAAAACAUCUCAGUGUUUUGAUUUUAAUUUUCUAUUUACCUGCCCUCUCUAUGGAUACACCCACACCUACCUAAACCACCUACCAGAUUCUUUUCUCUGGAUGUUUUGGGAAUGCCUCAAGCUUUCAGAAGGAAGAUAAGCUUCUUUUCUUCCUCAUCUGUUGUGUGCUUAUUUCAGUGUUUAUAGCCUUCACUGUUGUUUGCUCUGUCUUUAAUGUUUGGUUGAUUUCCUUCAGAAAUGGAAGAAAUAUUUCUCAUGAUACUUCAGAAGAAAAUAAAACAUGCUUUCAUAAGAAACAGCAUCUGAAUAUAUACUUUAGGUAUCAUAACGCCAAGAGUAAAACUUAGGUAUGAACCAGGCAGUGGUGGCACACACCUAUAAUCGCAGUACUCAGGGAGGCAGAGGCAGGUGGAUCUCUGUGAGUUCAAGGCCAGCCUGGUCUACAAAGUAAGUCCAGGACAGCCAAGGCUAACAGAGAAACCCUGUCUCAUAAAUAAAUGAAGGAAGGAAGAAAGAAAGAUGGUGGUGGUGACUUUUCCACUGUGUGGUUUAGGUCAGUUUCUCUGCCAGUGAUCAGGAAUGUCGUGGGUGAUAUGUGGUCUCUAAGAGCCCUAGAUAGAUAGAUAGAUAGAUAGAUAGAUAGAUAGAUAGAUAGAUAGAUAGAUAGACAGAUAAGGAUGGCGGUGGCAACUUUUCCACUGUGUGGUUUAGGUCAGUUUCUCUGCUAGUGAUCAGGAAUGUUGCGGGUGCUCUGACAGUGAUGUGUGGUCUCUAAAAUCGAAGAGGUCAGUGAUGCUGGGCUGUAUCUUCCCAUGCUUUUUUGGUACUUCCUGAAGCCUCUGCUUGUUCCAUGUGUCUUGUCCCAGCAUUAACAAGGGCAUGAGGACAGUGUCAUUGUGUCAGCCUGGGAGGAGCUGUCACCAGCACAUUAGUUCUUACAACAUCCUUAUUUUCUGUGCCUUCUAAACAGGGUUUACAAAAAAAAAAAAAAAAAAAUCAUUUAUGUUCCACAGUAUACACUUAAUAUUAUAAUAAAAAAAAAUCCAGUAAAUGUAAGUUUCUUGCAUUCUGAAAUGAAAGUAACACUAAUGCACUUGUACAUACUGUUUGUUUGCUUGCUUGCUUGUUUUUUCCAAGACAGGGUUUUACUGUGUGUCCUUAGCUGUCCUGAACUCAUAUUGUAGACCAGGCUGGCCUCAAAUUCAUGGAGAUCAGCCUGCCUCUGCCCCGAGUGCUGGGAUUACAGGUGUGUGCCACCAAACCCAGUUCCACUUGUACAUACUUUUAAAUGUUUUCUUAAAACUAGUGAGAGAGUUGGCUGAGCAUUUAUGAGCAUUUACUGUUCUUCCAGGGAACCCUGGUGCAGUUCCUAAUGUGCAAGCUCACACCCAGCCUUCUGCUUCACAUCCCAUUCCAGGGAAUCCAAUGCCAUCUUCUGACCUCCACAGGCAUCAGGGACACAUGUGGUGUGCAUACAUGCAUGCAGGCAAAACACUCAUACACAUAAGACAAAUCUAUAAAAAGAAAGUUUAAACUGGGUCACAGUUUUAUUAUUACCUAACAAUAAUAAAAAUAAGUCCCUCAAUAAAUGAUCCAUAUUGAAUCAUUUCUAUUACCUUGGUAAAAUUAGCUUAAUGUGAUGAUUAAAUUGUAAUAAGGAUAACAUCGUCCAAUUUUCUUGACGUUGUUUAGUUAAUGUAAUAAGAACCCAGUUGCACAAAGUCUAACUAAAUGUUAUCAGUAAGAACCACCAAUCUGGUUUCACUAGGUGUUUUAGAUCCAUGCUGUGCAAAUAUGUGAAAGUGGGGGAUUAAGUCUAAAGCAAGUUAGGGGAAAAGAUGCCUCUACGAGCAGUUUUAUUCACCUUUCAGUAGCAGUUCAUUUAGUCUUGUUGAGUAAAGGUGAAAUAUUUUUGAGGGCUAGGAUGUAGCUCAGUGGGUUUUAGCUCAUUGCCUAAUAUACAUGAUGCACUGGGUUCAUUGCCUGUUAUCAUGUAAACUGGGUGUAUAUGUAUAUAGAGAGUUUGAAGCCAGUUUAAUCUAUAUGAGAUUUUUGUCUUUAAAGAAAAAGUGGGCCGGGCGGUUGUGGUGCAUACGUUCAAUCCCAGCAGUUGGGAGGCAGAAGCAGGCAGAUCUCUAUAAAUUUGAGGUCAGUCUGGUCUACAGAGUGAGUUCCAGGACAGUCAGGGCUACACAGAGAAACCCUGCCUUAAAAAAUCAAACAAAAAAGCAAAAACAAAAAAAUGUGUGUGUGUGUGUGUGUAUAAAUAAUUCUUUUGUUGAAUCUCUUAUUCUCACAUAAGCAUUAAUCUGUUCUUCUAAAAAUAACCAUAUUUUAAAUUUUAAAGUCUUUAUUUCACUGAGUUAUCUUUAAUGAAAACAUGAAAUUUAAAAUAUCUUCUUUACUCUCCAUAUUUAAUCUUCUUUUUUUUUUUUUUUUUCAGAUCUUGUAGUUGAUGAAUGUUGUAAUUAUGCCCAGUUUGGAAAUGUGGUACUUUUCUGAACAUCCACAGUCCCUACCUGAUAGGUACUUAGCUAGUUUCUAUCCACUUGACUUAACAUAAUUUGACCCCACAAUGAAAGGGAAGCAUUUAGCAUCUUUUUUUGCUAAGGUGGAAUCAUGUUAGUACCAAACGCCUUUAGUUUUCUGUUCAUUAAACCAUGAAAGAAUAGUUGGACCUUUGUUUUUUUAAGAAUUGCUGUUUUUUAUUUGGGGGAGGGAGAUUUGGGCAGGAUAUGUGCAAGUGCCAUCCAUGGAGGCCAAAGGAAAACAUCAGAUCCACUGAAGCUAGAGUUAGAGGUAGUUGUGAGCUGCCCUGUGUAGAUCAGGGGUCUUCUGCUAGACAGCCAGCUGAGCCAUCUUUCCAUCCCCAAGUAUUUGGACUUUUUAAUCUUCAUAUUAUGAAGAUAUUUUUUUCCUCUGUGUUUAUCAACCUGAUUCAGCUUUGUAUUUAACAGUGAAACCUAUGUGAUAUCUAGUGUAAUCCCAGAACAUGGGAGCCUGGGGAUAGAAAAAUGCAAGUUGGAAGCUAGAUGGGACUAUUCAAUGAGACCUUGUUUCAGCACAUGGGAGCAGAGGCAGGCAGAGCCUUGUGAGUUCGAGGCCAGCCUGGUUUACAGAGCAAAUUCCAAGACAACCAGGGCUCUGUUACAUACAAAAACCCUGUCUUGAACCACACCCCUCCAAAAAAAAAAAGUGUGCUCAACAAAAUAGAAUAGGACACGAGGCCUGUGACCCAAAAAACCCUACGUUCAGUCCCUAGUACUUAUGAAUUAAUGAAUAUAUAAAUGCAUAAAGUGGGAUAUCUAAAUAUAUAAAAAUUAUCAUGUUCUGUUUUCCUUUUCAUGACUUAAAGGGUUUUCUAUCCAAUAGAAGUAACCUCAUUAACUGUAGUCCUAUCAGAAUUAAAUGUGAUUCAACCCUUUGUUUGUUUGUUGAUAAGGGGUCUCACUGUGUAGACCAGGCUGGCCUUGAACUCACAGAGAUUCGCCUGCCUGAGUGCUAGGAUUAAAGGUAUGUACCAUCAUGCCUGGCUUUUGUUUUUUCCAAUCCAAUUUUAUUACAUUUAGAAAGAGGUUUCAAAGCUUAUUCUUUUAAACUGAUUUGACUAUCGUGUAGCUACUUUCAAUGCAUCUCACACAAUAUUUUACUUUUUAUAAUGAAUAUUUUAGUGAUUGAUACAUUUUUCUUUGAAUAUUUAUCCAAUUUUAACACAAUAAUGGUCUAAUAUUUUUAAUAAAUACAGCUAAAAGCAUAUAAAGUAAUUUGCUAAUAACUAACUUGCUUGCUAAUAACAUAGCUAACUUCUAACCUUCUCUGUCAUGUCACGUUAUUAGUCUUAUGUUUAGUGUCAUUUUUAUAUAAUGAAAGACAACACAAAUAUAAUGGCAUUUCUUGCUUUUAAGUCAUUAUGUCAUCAAAGUGUGUACUGAUUACUUUAAAACAGCUUUUCAUCGGUCCAAUUUAUAUUAUUAUGAGUAGGAAACCAUAAAUUCUAUAUUUAAUGUUUUUAAAUAUGAAUAUAUGUGGAUUCCUCCAAUUACACCAACGCAAUAGAGGGACAUUGUUUUGAGAAAUAAGAGGCCUGAGCCUAGUUAUGGCUUGUAUAUGAAGUUUGAAAGUUAUAUGGGGGUCCCUAAAUGCAUAUGAUUUAAGCACAUGUAUAUAAAUCUUAGGCAUAUAUGUGUAUAUUUCUGUACAUAUGUGUGUGUGUGCACACACAUAUUUAAAACCAGACUACCAAGAUUUGCUUUACAUGUCUCUUUUCAGUAAUUUUCUGUUUUCUUACAGUUUUAGUAAUACACUGUAAGGUUAAGAUUAAAUGUAGUAUGAGAGAAUAGAAAUUGAAGAAAGCAAACGGAUGGCUCUUAAGACAAAUCUAUUAUUGAGAGCAGAGUGAAUAUUGGGGUAACAAGUAGCCUAAUCAACAAAAAGUAGGCCAAGAGAUGCCCUUAAGCAGUGUCUCAGUAGAUGUCCCGUAAGUUUUAGUCAACAGGAUAUUCUAUCCUUAGUACACAUUUGUCUGAUAAAAGAAUAGACCAGAUCUAAUGUCUAAUUGUAUUUUGGUGAGUUUAACUUAAGCAUAUAAUAUGCAUGUUAGUGGGAGAGAAAACAUUUCAUUUCUUUUUAUAACUAUUGAACAGUUACUAAUACUUUAGGGAUUUAGAAUGUUAAGGAAACUUUGAUUUGAUGAGAUGAGAGAAAAAAAUCUAUGAUGACUGAAAUUAUCACAAUUUCCCAACAGGUAUCUAUAUCAUACUUUUAUAGUUUAAAAAAAACAUUGUUUUAAUUUUAUGUUCCCCUCCCCCCAAUUAUACAUUGUACUUCCACAAAAUGUCUGUAAAUGAAGACAAAGGUAGACCUUUAAAACAUUCAAAAGUAAGCCUGAUAUAUUACAUUACCACAGGCUCACAAGCAGGUGUGGAGGUCCUAAGAUGAAAUUGGGGGUGCCCAUUAGCUCAAGAUUUCCCACCCACAGGGCUAUUAAAAUCUGAAUUAUAUCUGCUUUGAUCUUAAAGGAAUCACACUGAGAACACUGAAGCACACUGACAAGAUGUCAGAACAGACUCUGUCACUUGAGAGAGCUCUGAAGUGACAAAGUAAAGUAGAAAGAGCCCAUGUUUAUUCUUGCUGUGCUUGGGAACCUGUAGACAGUGUCACUCUGUGUCCUUCUGUUGUGUUUUAUUAGAGACAGGAAGCUUAACAUCUACCUUCCUCAGCAGUGGAGAUUGUUUAUACCUUACUACAAGUUUUCCAGCACUUUACUAGGAUUUGAUAAUAAUUCUUCCUUUCCUCUUCUGCUUUACUUUGGUGUUUCCAGUUGGCACCUCGGUGCCAUGAAUCAGAGUCUGGAAACAUGCAUAUAACUGAGUUUGCUACUGGUCACACUACAAGGUGUAUUUUACUACAGUGUGAAGCCAGCUUUUGGGUUCUCCAGGCGCACUCUACCUUCCAGCUCCAAGCCCAGCACACUGUGUCUUCUCAAGCACAAACUCCUUUGAAACUGUGUUUCUCAAGGAUAAAACUAAACACUUCUCUGCUUGAUGAGAUUUUCUUAUCCUUUGAGGGAUUGUCUUCUAAAAUAAAAACCUGUAAACCAUCCCUACCUUGUUUUUCCCCCCGACCUUUGCAAAUACUGAAAGAGAAGGAAAAACAAAACAUUUCAGAAACUGAGAAGUCAAAUCAUCUGAAAAAAAAAAAAAGUACUAUGAUAGUUUUGUGGUUUUUGUUUUUUUUUUUUCUACCUUGGGUUUUUGUUUUUUGUUUUUUUUUUUUUUUCCUUAAAUUUCUCUUGCAAAGAUUUCAUCUUGUGCUGGUGAGGUUUUUGUUUUUUGACUCAGAAGUGAAUGUAGCAGUCAUGUUAGAGACCAACAGUUACGGAUACUUGUUUGAGGAACAUUAACUCAUUACUGCCAGAGAAUGGGGAACUUGGCUCAUAAAAACCAUUUACUUCUGGUUUGGUUUGGUUUGUGCAUUUUGGACCAGUGGGCCUACCUCUAGUUGCAAACCAAAUGGUACAGCCUGCCUGGCUUCAGUCAGUCUCAGUUUCUGUCUCUAUGUCUGUCUCUGUGUCUCUGUCUCUGUCUUGCUCUCUUUCUCUCCAUGUAGUAGUUUCUUUCCUAUGAAAGUUUACUUAAAGUCGAGCACCUGGAAGAAAACAGCACUGAAAUGGGAACGUCUACAUUCAACUUUAAGGAAAUAGAGACCUUGUUUUCCUUCCCCGAGUAAAAACUAGAAAGGCAGGGUGGUGGCACACAUCCAUAAUCCCAACUCGGUUAAGGCAGCAGGAUCACAAGUCUGAAGUCAGAUUACACAAGUACAAAACUACACAGUGUUUUGAAUGAACAUAUUCUGUGUAAGCGGUCAGUGAAUAAGUUUCUAAGUGUCCUAACUCUGGCUUCUUCUUGUUAAUCUACAUAGAGUGGCCGUAAGCCAAGUCAGUACCGCCGUGUGUACACAGCCUACACGUAAUUCUAGCGCUUGUGAGGCUGAGUGAGCGGAUCUCCACAGGGCAAGGCCAUUCAGGGUGACCUGUGAGAUUCCAUCACCACUUCAGCCCUCUGCUCCUGUUGUUCAGCGCUCACACGAGUGCAGUGGGCAGUGUGGGUGUGGAACAUUUCCUUCAAUGCAGAAAACUAUGCCAGAAAAAGGAAAGAAAUUAGAGGCAGUCGAUCAACUUACAGGUCAACUAAUAGCAGUUGCUAAAGGGUUUAACAGCUGACAAGUGUUUCUUUCUUAUGAAAGGAUUUUUUAUGAUUUAUUUAUCCUAUUGCAUUAGUGUUUUUCCUGCAUGUAUGUCUGUAUGAGGAACUGAAGUUACAGUUGUACGUUGCCAUGUGGAUGCUGGGAAUUGAACCCAGUCCUCUGAAAGAGCAACCAGUGCUCUUAACUGCUAAGUCAUCUCUGCAGCCCCUCUUAUAAAAGUUUUGUAGCAACCUUUUUGGCCUUUGAAAAAUCAAAGCCCCAUAUUGUGAGUUUUUAGUAUAUUCUUCCCAACACAAAUUAUCAAUGCUUUAUCACUUGAUAUAAUUAAGUCAUUUUAUAAAUCAUUGCUUAAUAUUUUCAGGCAUUUCUCUUUUAUAACUUUUAAAUUGAUUAUAUUACUUGUCAUCCAGGAGAAACUGAUAAUAAAUGUUUAACUUAUUCUCAAAUAAAAUUUAAUAAAUGUCAUAGCCCUUACAUUAUUUAAAUCUUUAUAUAUAAAUAUCUCAUGAAAGUCACUGUUUCUGCCCUAUGAGUUUUAAAUUCAUGUUUGGCUAUCUUCUACUUCAAAAGUACACUUAGGGUCAAAUAAGUAAAUUUCUUCAUGGUUUCUGGCUCUUGUUAGGAUGAUGAGUCCAAUCAGUUUUUUCUUUAUGAAGUGAACAUUUGUUAUUAUAGAAUAUGAAAACAUUGGGAAAUUAUACUGGUUUUUCCUUCACUAUACUAAAGUACUUUAUUUAACUUAAAGGUUUAUGUUAAUAUAUCUGAAUGUUUCAAAUCAAACUAAGGGACUUCUUUUAAACAAAUGUGGAUAUGUAGGUUUGUUUUUGCUUUUCUAGGGUUUGCAGUACUGGAGAGCCAAUCUAAAGCAUAUUAGAGUACUUUAGUAAUCAUUUUUUUUUUUUUGAAACAAGGUCUCACUUUUUAGCCUUGGCUGGCCUGGAACUCACUGAGAUCUGCUUCCUCAGUGCUGGAGCGUGCUCCCCACUCUCUGCUGGAGAGUGCUCCCCACUCUGUUGCUGUUGUGAUUCUUUUGAGUCAGAUAAGCCUAGUGAAGCCUUCCCUGCUCAGCAGUCACCAUGCUUUCUCUUUCUCUGGUCAGGCAGCAGAAUCAGAACAGUAUUGUCAAUUCCCAAACAGGUUGGGAGACUAUUGCUGUAAUUCAAGUACAGAUGAGCAAAUGAUAGCCUGAGUUUGUCUUACUGUUCUCUUGGUAACCUAACUGCAUAUGUAUCCUACAAAGACUUGUUGGUUAAGGAUAAUUUUCAGUGUGCUCUACGUAAGUAACAUUUUAGUAUAAAUGUAGAAAAUGACUGUACACAGAUGCCAAUCAGUGAUCUGGCACUUAAUUUUUAUAACAAUCUACUUUGUUUUUCUAAUAGUUUUAGUUACUUAUAAUUCAAAUCCACUAAAAUAACAUUGUCAUCACUAAUUUUGGCAUUUAUGGUUUCUGUAAUUCAUAAUACUUUGUACUCUGAAGAAUAACUUCCAGAUUUGUUGCAGUUCUCUCAUUUUGAGAGUUGCCCAACAUUUAUAACACCCAUUUUUUGUUAUGUAAUGGGUAGCAAAAUUUAAAUAUGUUUAAUACUUUGCCUUAUUUAGGUUAGGAAAUUCAAAAUACCAAGAAUGUCAAGCUAGGAAUAAAUUUGUUUCCCUAUGGUCACCUAAGUAUAUUGAAGUUGGAGUCAUAUUGACUACAGCCCCAUGUGUAAAGCUUUGUACUCAAGUCUUCAGGAUCACCGACUGCCCUCUAAGUUGUUGCUAGUUUCACAUUUGACAUAGUGGGAUGUUACCCACCUUGCAUUUUAGCCACUCUGAAAAGGGUAUUACUAGUUAUAUCCCGCUCUAGUUGACUAUCGAAUUCAUAGGUUUGUAGUUUUAUUCCUUGUUGUUGUAAUCCAGCAAUGAUGUCCACUUUCGGCUCUACGUUUCCGACUUGAAUUCCUAUUUAACAACACCAUACUUAAUGGUGUUCAAGCAUUUCCCGCUUGUUUACCAAGUCUGGCAGUUACUUAGGUUGUCUUGAGUCUUGAGUGUCCCCACUGUUAGCUGAGGAAAAUGAGGUGUUAGAGACUAAGUCACAGAAAGUUCUGAGAAACCAGCAGAAAGUAGGGGGUUUUGUUUGUUUGUUUAAUCCUGUAUUUCCUUUUGGUUUAUUUUUAUUUUAUGACUGCCAGCUUGUUAUAUAUGAGUGUUUAUAUAUGCAUAUAAUAUAUGUAUAUGAAAAAGUUAAGAUUUGGUCAAACUAUAUUUUCCCACUCAAGUACAAAGAACAUGUUUUCAAGGCUGCAAAAAGUGUACAGUUGUUAAACAAGUUGUAAAUAAAGACUUGUAUAAAAAUCCA
Meriones unguiculatus (Mongolian gerbil) is the source of this 13725-nucleotide messenger RNA. It is a transcript of the gene Hook3, whose product is annotated as hook microtubule tethering protein 3. The transcript is spliced from 22 exons. Gene Ontology annotation, cellular component: centrosome; cytoplasm. The record is from RefSeq and is a predicted model, not a curated record. Gene Ontology annotation, biological process: cytoskeleton-dependent intracellular transport; cytoplasmic microtubule organization. Bases 217 to 2373 code for a protein of 718 amino acids. NCBI's taxonomy places the organism in Eukaryota, Metazoa, Chordata, Mammalia, Rodentia, Muridae. Gene Ontology annotation, molecular function: microtubule binding; dynein light intermediate chain binding.